AUGGAGCCCACUGAAGAACCUUGUCAGAUUCGCAGAGAUAAGUUUUUAGAAGUUCCUAAUCUGCCAGAUUCUGUGUGUGAAGAUGAAGAAGUUAAAGCGACCUUCAAGCCCAGCUUCUCCCCUCAGCUAAGCAGACGAGGAUCAGGAUCUUCUGAAGACACAUACCUGGACACCCCAACUUCAGCGUCCAGGAGGGUUUCCUUUGCCGACAGUCUUGGAUUCAGUCUUGUGUCCGUUAAAGAAUUUGAUUGCUGGGAUUUACCAAGUUCAACCGAUUUUGACUUAAGUAGGAACAUCUUCCACACAGAAGAAUAUGUUUUGUCUCCACUGUUUGAACUGCCCUCUUCUAAAGAAGAGCUUAUGGAACAGCUUCAAGUACAGAAAGCAGUGCUGGAGUCAACUGAACACCUUCCCGGGGCGACAAGUGUGAAGGGCAUUAUUCGAGUUCUGAACAUUUCUUUUGAGAAGUUAGUAUAUGUGCGCAUGUCCUUGGAUGACUGGCAGUCCCAUUAUGACAUUUUAGCAGAAUAUGUUCCUAAUUCAUGUGAUGGUGAAACUGACCAGUUUUCUUUUAAGAUUUCAUUGGUUCCUCCAUAUCAAAAAGAUGGCAGUAAAGUUGAGUUUUGUAUACGCUAUGAAACUUCUCUUGGUACCUUUUGGUCAAAUAAUAAUGGUACCAAUUAUGUACUGAUUUGUCAAAAGAAAAGUAAAGAACUGGAGCCCGUAAAACCAUUGGAAGAAGCUUCUAGUAGACAAAUAAAAGGGUGCUUAAAGGUAAAGUCAAGCAGUAAAGAAGAAUCACUGCUAACAUCCGAAGAAAAUAAGCUUGAGAAUUUGAAGUUCACAGAUGCCUACAUCCCAACAAUCAUUUGUUCUCUUGAGGACAAGGAUGACUUGGGAGCCAGUCACCAAAAUGUAGAAGGUAUCAACAGGGAGCAUGAUGAACAUAAUGAAAAAGAAUUAGCCUUGAUGAUAACCAACGGCUGAUAAACUUCCCAGGAUGAAAAGAAGACAUUUUCAACAGAUCCAGUCAAUUUCACAUAUAAAGCCGAGGGGUCCGAGGAGAGGCAAGGUUACCAUGGAAUUCAUACUGACUUGUUCAGAAGGCCUUUGUCUCCAAGUUUCCAAAGAAAUUCCCUUAAGAAAGAUUUCUAUAACAGCAAAAACUAUUCCCCAGAAGAAUAUGGUCAUACACCUUCAGAGGAGAUGCCUUCCCAUGUGAGAGAGAAUGGGCCCGCACUGGGAGAUGCUAGCUCUGAUGAAUUAACGCAACUGAACAUCUGCAGCAAGAUCCUUGAUGACAAUGCCAACCCAGCCCACAGGAGUGACAAAGUGCAAACAGUAUCUCCCUCCUGUGACCAGCUAAUGGCAGGCGGUCUUCAGAAGAAUGAAGCAGGAGUCAAGAAAACUGGAAUAAAAGAUUACAAAUAUUCAAGAAGUGAUUUCUAUUUGGAGGCAUCCACAAAUCUGGAAGAAUCAAAUGAAUCUUCAAAAGAUGAUUACACCAAGGGCAAUGUUGCAGAGGAGCAGAAUACAUGCUUAGGUGUUAAUGAAAAUCAAAGGACGAAUUUUCAAUCAAUAUUCCAGAACCAAGAGAGACAAAUGGGGCAUCCCAAAAUACACAUUGAAGGGACUAAAGAGAAUAACAAAGAAUUAACCACUCUACAAAGCAAAGACUCUACAGCUACUCCCUGGACAGUGACAGUAGAUCCCUCUCCUUGACAAAGAAGAAGUGAAUUGGAGAGAAGCUGGGCAAACAGUACCAAUUUGGAACCAAGAGCUUCUCAUAUUGGUUCACCAAGAAAUGGCAAUGUUCUGACGGAUGAUUCUUUUCAAGGUGAGAGGGGAAAAUCAGAUGCUAGUAGUCCGGAAGAUCAGCAUAUGAUACACAGCAUGAAAAAUUGGAAUGUUCUGGAAACUCAGCCAGAAACAAGAGGGAUUGAAACAAAUAUAACCAAGCAGAUCAAAGAACAAGCAGAGUGUAAAGACGUGUGGGAAAAAAGAGACGAUUGUAGAGGUCUGAAAGCUCCCCCUGCAGAACAAUUGUUUACCUGCCAGGAGACAGAGGGCUAUAAACUGUCUUCUCCAGCUCAUCAUGGUAUUACUGAGAAAGCAGAAGCACUUACAGCUUAUAUAAUUAAGACAACAUUAGAAAAGUACUCCAGAAAGCAUGUCUGCUAGAGGAAGGCAAUAAUUGCUAAGCUACCUCAAGAGACAGCAAAAAAUGACAGGCCCAUCGAGGUAAAAGAAACAGCGUUUGAUCCACAUGAAGGCAAGAGGAUGAUUCACAUUAUAACCCUUUGUCAUGGAGAUACAGCAGGUGUAAUCCAUGUCAAUGAUUUUGAAAAGGAAUCCUAUUCAGCUAUUUGUAAUGUAUAUGUAGAUGAGGAGAGGAGGCAACCACAAUCACCACGCAAUCCUAGGAAGACACUUGACAAGGAACAACGUGGAAUUGGAAUUGUAACAUCUACAGAACGAACCCACAGGUUCGUUACAGGCAAUCAAAAAGCUAUGUCAAACCUGGAUUUACAUUUGGGAGUGUUACCAACAGACAAAGCAAUAUUCCUGGAAAAUAAAGGUUUGGGCUUGCUUCAGGAAUCAUCACGGAGAACAGACUACAAUGCGGUUCAUUCUGCAUAUUCAGACAGUACCAGCACUUCUCAGAGCAGCCCUCAAGUUUACAAAUGCCAGUCGAAAACUUCAGAACCCUCUUCCGGAUGGCCAGUUACUGAAGAGAAAGCAGUUACAAGCACAAUACUCCAGUCCUUUCCUACCAAACCAGAUUAUACUUGCCAUCCAGAAAGUGAGAUCCUGGGCCAUGCCAUGUCUAAAUCUGAUGAUGCCAAAAUUUCGGAAAUAAUGGAAUCUGAUAGAGGAAGAGAAAGACAUGUAGGUCGGAUUCCACAAAAAGAAGGUAAAAGCUUGGAAAAUCUCAAGGCCCAAUGAUUUUAAUCAGUGAAACCUCUUGAGAAUCUGGAGGAGGCAAGGUCUGACAUUGAAGAAGUGAUGUGUUUUGAAAAGUCACAAAGCCAUUCAGAUGACAAAGGGUCAGAGAGCCCUGCUUCUGCUACUUUGACCAGAAUGUCCAAGGUCAGGUUACAGAAAUCUCUGCUCUCUGCCAUACAUCAACUCUAAAUACCUUAUUUCCUUUUGUUUCUGAUAUUUCUAGUGACCAUCUACUACUAUGACUUAAUGAUUGGCUUGGCGUUCUACAUUUUUUCCUUGUACUGGUUAUACUGGGAAGGGGGAAGGCAAAGAGAGUCAGUCAAAAAGAAGUGA
Molecule: messenger RNA, 3279 nt
Organism: Arvicola amphibius (Eurasian water vole)
Lineage: Eukaryota; Metazoa; Chordata; Mammalia; Rodentia; Cricetidae
Gene: Ppp1r3a
Product: protein phosphatase 1 regulatory subunit 3A
Biological process (GO): regulation of glycogen biosynthetic process
Cellular component (GO): protein phosphatase type 1 complex
Molecular function (GO): glycogen binding; protein phosphatase 1 binding
Source: RefSeq, a predicted model, not a curated record